UAUAAAAAGGGCUGGGGAGGUGGCUCAGCAGUCGAGUGCCCCUGAGUUCAAUCCCUGGUACCCCCUCCCCUCCCCCAAAAAGAGAAAACACAUUGUUUUUGGCGGGUGGUCCCAGCUCCCGGCUUUAGUUCUGCUACUAUCGGGUGUGUUUUGGGACAGUUCACAGCCCAGACACUGGAGAGGAAGCUCAGGUCCCUGUCGUGGCCUUUCUGUGAGACUAUAGAGGUGCCACUCUUCUCCUUGGCUGUCCUAGGCUCAGGGUGGCUUGGCUGUCCCGGGGAGGCUGGUGGAAACUUCUAGAAAGACCAGUACACGUUCACUCAGCGGGCUGGGGUCGCCCAAUCCCAUCACUCACAGACGGUAGGCCCCGGCCUUCCUGCUCUAGGAAAGGGGACUCCCUGAGACUUGGAGUGAGAAGACAGGGCGGGGUGCGAGAGGCAGGGGCGCGUCCGUGAGGUCUCUUGCAGACCGCGGGGACAGCCACCCAGCUCGCGCUAGGUUAAACCACCCAGGUAAGUCUGUGGAUCCAGAAGUGGCAUUCAGGCAUGGCUGGAUCAAGACAAUGUGGCACUCACUCACGUUUUCUCUUGCAUGCUGGACUGGGAGGACACCCAGACGCCAGGGGCACAGGCCACCGCAGGCCACAGCCGGCUCCUCUGUCCAACGAGGUGUCUCCCUCCCCAGAGCCUGUGAAGGUUCCCAAUCGCUCAGCUAAUCCUUUCCACAUGUCUGGGGAUGUGGAUUUCUUCUUGUUCAGAGAUCAGGAGCUGAAUAAGACUAUUACGGAGCGGGAGGAGAAGAAAGGCAUGCAGGUGCACCAGAAGACCACCUACUCCUCCAAGGUCUCUGCCCAGCAAACUAACCUGCGGCGGGAGCUGCUGCUGGAGGAGGAGGCGGAGGAUAAGGAGCUGCAGGAGGAGGUGGAGCAGAUGCGACUCUUCCACCAAAACUCAGCCUGGAAGCUGGCCAUGACCAAAGAGAAGAAAAUGGAGCCCGAGACUCUGAGCAGCUACCUGGAGCACAAGCGGAAGAUGUUCCUGAUCCAGUACGCCGUGGACAUGAAGCGCAGCGAGAUGCAGCGGCUGGAGGCGCUGGCCGCGCGCGAGGAGAGCCGGCUGGAGCUGGCCGAGCGCUCCCUGGAGCGGGACGCCGUCCUCUUCGACGAAUUCCUCCGCGAGAACGACGGCAGCUCGGUGCAGGCCAUGCGAGUGGCUGAGAAGGAGACCAAAGCCAAGAUGGAUAAGAUCGCCGAGAUCCGGGACCUCACCACCCAGAUCAUGCAUAUGAAGAGUGAAAUCUCCAAAUUUGAAGACACCCUGCUGCACUACAAAGCCUACAAGGACUUCCUGUACAAGAUGUCGCCCAAGGAGUGGCUAGAGGAACAGGAGAAGCGGCGGCUGGCCCUCAAAAAGGCCAAGGAGAUUGCCAACGCCCCUCUGAAGGGAGGCGGGUACCCCAUGCCAGGGGACAAAGGACCAGGGACCAGGAGCAAGGUGGCGCCUCUGCUGGGCAGAGAGCCUCAGAGCAUGAAGAAGCCCGUGAAGCCUGUGCAGGUCCCCAGAGUGGGGCAGGCCCUGCUCAGCAGCAGCCCCCAGCCCACGGCGCCCGGUCACCUGGAAACCGGAAGGUCAAGCUCUGACCCCACGCCCGAGGACUCGGACAGCGACGGGGAGGACCAGGCGCUGUACUUCACGGAGCCCCAGCAGCUCCUGGACGUCUUCAUGAACCUGGAGGAGCAGAAUCUGUCACUGAUCCAGAACACCCAGGAGAUGGAGGAGACCCUGGAGGAGCUGAACCUCACCCUGAAGAACACGCACUUGCGCAUGGAAAAGGAGGUCAACCAGCUGAAGCAGUGGAUCACCACCAUGACCAUGUCCAUUGCCAAGGAGGAAGAGAUGGCGUCAGAGCUGGAACUCAAGUCGCGGGUCUUCCACUUUGGGGAGUACAAAGGCGACCAGCAGGACAAGCUGCUGGAGAGCCUGAACCACAAGGUGCUGGACGUGUACAGACACUGCGUGGUGGGCCAGCAGGAGGCCAGCCUGGGCACCGUGCAGAUGCUGACCAUCAUCGAGCACCAGCUGGAGGAGCUGCUGGAGAACCUGGAGCGGGUGCCCACGGCCAGGGUGGAGCAGAUCGAGAAGGCCAAGGAGAAGGAGCGCCACCUGAGGCUUCGGGAGGAGAAGGUCCAGAUGGAGAAGCUGCUGCAGGAGGAGCGGCUGCAGCGGGCGCGGGCCCGGGCCCAGGCGGAGAUCAAGAGGAAGAGAGGCCGGAAGCUGGUGUGCCGCUCGCGCCCGCCCGCGGUCAAGGCCAAGGAGGAGCCGGCGCACCCGCAGGUGGACCGGGAGAAGGAGGAGAUGCUGUUCUUCUUCACCUAGCCCGCGGCGGCGGCGCGGCUGAGGGCGCGGAGGGAGAAGAGGUCGGCGGCGGGGGCGGCACGGGCCGGGCCUGGGGAGAGCCUGGCCCGCCCUCGGCGUCUCCUGCAAGCUGCCGGCUCCGUGAAAUAAAGGCUUGUGUUUUGGUG
Messenger RNA from Sciurus carolinensis (gray squirrel), 2521 nucleotides. RefSeq names its product cilia and flagella associated protein 100 (gene Cfap100). Lineage: Eukaryota; Metazoa; Chordata; Mammalia; Rodentia; Sciuridae. The transcript is spliced from 14 exons. The record is from RefSeq and is a predicted model, not a curated record. Gene Ontology annotation, cellular component: ciliary basal body. The coding region runs from base 546 to 2375 and encodes 609 amino acids.